Messenger RNA from Zonotrichia leucophrys gambelii, 1418 nucleotides. It is a transcript of the gene MALL, whose product is annotated as mal, T cell differentiation protein like. Gene Ontology annotation, molecular function: structural constituent of myelin sheath. Gene Ontology annotation, biological process: myelination. The transcript has 4 exons. The record is from RefSeq and is a predicted model, not a curated record. NCBI's taxonomy places the organism in Eukaryota, Metazoa, Chordata, Aves, Passeriformes, Passerellidae. Gene Ontology annotation, cellular component: membrane. The coding region runs from base 494 to 955 and encodes 153 amino acids.
CCCUCCUGGCGUGUUUGUAAAAUUUACCUGCCAGUUUCUGAAGGCUGGAUGUGCCUGGAGGGUGUGGAGGUGUCUGACGUGACCGCGGAGCAGAAACCUGAACAGAAAGGGGAGGAGGCUACAACACUGGAAGCUAAAAUAUUUCAGGAUUGGAAGCGUGCCAAGAGAACUGUUCGCGGGAAACAUUUCUGUGCCGGCAAGGUGUAGGAAGUUUUUUCCUUCCCUCUCCAGCUGAUGACCUUGCCCUGGUGCCCGGCGGGGUGGGGUCCCGUGUGUCCCAUCGCGGCUGCCCGGGGGAUGCACCGAGCGGCGCAGCCUCGGGCGGUGCCAGGGCUCGGCGGGCCGGGCCCGGGGCAGCGGCGCGGUGCCAGCCCGGGCCGGUUCCUGCGCUUACGUCCCGCGGGCGUGUCCCUUAAAUCCCGCACGGGAGCGGCGCGGGGCAGGCGAGCGCCAGCGGAGCCGAGCGGAGCGGAGCGCUGUCGGCGGGGCAGAGAUGGCCUCGGUGGGUCCCUCCGCAGCCUCCGCGCAGCCCGCCCUGCCCUCCGGACCCGCCGUCUUCAAAACCAUCCCCUACGCCUUCAUCCUGCCCGAGAUCGUCUGCGGGACCUGGGUGUGGAUCCUCGUCGCUGCUACCUCCGUCUCCUUGCCGCUGCUGCAGGGAUGGGUGAUGUACGUGUCCCUCACCUCCUGCCUCAUCUCCCUGCUGCUCCUCUUAAGCUACCUCCUCGGCUUCCACAGGAACAGCGAGAACUGGAAAGUGCUGGACAGUUUGUACCAUGGCACCACGGCCAUUCUGUACAUGAGCGCCGCGGUCCUGCAGGCCAACGCCACCAUCAACUCUGAGUUCGGCGACAACGCGCCCCUCAACUACCAACUCAACAGCGCUGCAUCGUUCUUUGCCUUCCUCACGACCUUCCUGUACAUCCUCCACGCCUUCAGCAUCUACUACCAGUGAUCCUGGCAGCACCAGAUUGACGGGACGAGGGCUUUCCCAGUGUGAGAGACCUUGCUGUCAUCCCAAGGUGUCCCUGCUCCAGCCCUGUCACCAGGCCUCAGGAACAGCAAGUCCUUUUGCACUUCAUCACAGGAGGGAUUUUGCUGGCACACCUUGGUGUGCCUGUGGGACAUUUCCUGCCUUGCCUGGGGGAGGGACUUGUGAGGGGAGGGACUGGGUGCAAGGCCCCAAGCCUCCAGUACCGACAUUCUGCCAAAUAUUGACAACCAUGGGAAGAGGAAAAAAAAAAAUCACUGUUCCUUCAGCAAACAACCUCCUUUCUUCUGUAAUUUGCCUUUCUCCAGUUCAGCUCCAUCCCUCCCCAACACAAGUUCAUAACAAUAAUACAAGAUUGUGUUCCUUGACUUUCAGAUGGUUUCAUUUGGUAAAUGCUGUAUUUGGAAUAAAGUGUCAAUGGGCAGAU